UCUUAAUUCAUAACUUUCACACAAAGUCCGUUUGAUGUGCUAAUUAUAGCGAUAAGGAAAGUACGGUGAUCCAGCAAAUAGUGUAUUAGAAUUUUCACCCUCAGAGUCCGAGAUGUUUGCCGAGAUGUGCGAGAGGCUUCCAAGUUCGGCUUGCCGGGCAUGGAGCCUCACCGCAGGCACCUCUAGGGGUGGGCUUUGGACUUGAGGCAUAAUCGUAUAUAUAUCUAUUCUCCAGUUCCUUGCAUUCUACGUCUUGUCUGUUUUGGUAUAGAUUCGUACAUCUACUUGCUAUUAUUCGCUACCACCAUGCCUGACUCAGGUAGAGCCAGCGACGGAGAGGAACCGAAAGUGGCUCAGCCCCAACAAGACCUCGACCUAACUAUGGCUGAAAAGGGAGCUGGGCAUGCUUCAUUUUCAUCUGGUGACUCUUCCUCCGAAGAAGACGAUGAUACGCGGGUAGCUACGCUGGCCAGGAGCCUUACUCGAGAAACUACUCACUUCCAAGGGGUCAAUCCUUUUCUAGAUAAACGACCGGAACUCGAUCCAAACUCUCCUCAGUUCGACGCAAGGAAGUGGGCGAAAACCCUCUUGCACGCCUUCGCUCAGGAACCUGACAAGUAUCCUCGCCCUCCGGUUGGCGUGUCCUGGCGUAAUCUAUGCGUACACGGGUUUGGAAAAGAUACCGAUUAUCAGAAGGACAUCCUUAAUGUCCUUUGGCAAGCACCCCUUAUUGCUAGAGAAUGGGUUUCACGCAGGCAACAGAAGAUCCAAAUCCUGAAUGACUUCGAUGGAUUAGUCAAGAAUGGUGAAAUGGUCUUGGUGCUUGGUCGUCCGGGAAGCGGUGUCUCAACCUUACUGAAGACCAUCGCUGGCCAUACUCAUGGUCUCUGCCUUGAUCAGCAAUCUCAUAUCAACUACCAAGGCGUACCAUUUGACGUUAUGCACAGUCGUUUCCGUGGAGAAGUCAUCUACCAAGCCGAGACUGACAUACACUUCCCCCAAUUGACGGUUGGCCAAACGCUGCAGUUUGCUGCACUGGCUCGCGCGCCCGAGAACCGUCUACCAGGCGUCAGUCGCGAGACAUAUGCACAGCACUUAAGGGAUGUGGUAAUGGCUAUCUUCGGUAUAUCACACACUAUCAACACGAAAUUGGGUAAUGAUUUCAUCCGAGGAGUGAGUGGUGGUGAGAGAAAGAGGGUUAGUAUUGCCGAAGUCACUCUGAACCAGAGUGCUAUCCAAUGCUGGGAUAACUCUACUCGUGGACUAGAUUCCGCGAGUGCGCUCGAAUUCGCGAAAACUCUCAAAUUGUCAACCGAGCUAGGAGAGAGCGCAGCUAUUGUUGCGAUGUAUCAAGCUUCACAACCUGCCUACGAUGUUUUCGAUAAGGUAGCCGUGCUGUAUGAAGGAAGGCAGAUCUACUUCGGCCACAAGGAUGAUGCUAAGAAGUACUUCACCGAUCUUGGAUAUCAUUGUCCCGACCGCCAAACUACAGCCGAUUUCCUUACAUCUCUCACAAACCCGUCAGAGAGGGUGGUUCAACCUGGUUUCGAAGAUAAGGUCCCGCGGACCCCUGACGAGUUUGCGCAAGUAUGGAAGUCUAGCGAGUCACGAGCAAACCUCCUUAGGGAGAUCGAAGCUUUCGAACAAGAAUUCCCUGCAAAGGGUCAGCAUUAUGAAUUACUGAAGAAAUCUAGAAAGGCGCAGCAGGCAGCAUUCCAGAGGAACAAGAGCCCUUACACCAUCUCUAUCCCGAUGCAAAUCCGACUCUGUAUGACUCGAGGAUUUCAGCGCAUGAUGGGAGAUAAAAUAUUCGUCGUUGUCACCAUCCUAGCUAAUGUGGUGAUAUCUCUGGUCCUCGGCAGCAUUUAUUAUAAGCUUGAACCCGUCGCGGAGAGCAUGAAUAGUAGAUGUAUCCUACUCUACUUCGCUAUCGUCUUCAACGCCUUGAGCAGCGCUUUGGAGAUAUUCUCCCUUUACGCACAACGGCCCAUUGUGGAAAAGCAAUCUCGCUACGCACUGUAUCACCCCUUCGCCGAAGCAGUUUCUUCAACUAUCUGUGAUAUGCCGGUUAAAAUCAUCUCUGUCCUCUGCUUCAAUAUUCCGUUAUAUUUCAUGGCUCAAUUGAGGCAAGAAGCCGGCGCAUUCUUCAUCUUCUUGCUCUUCGGGUUUACGGCUACGUUCACCAUGUCCAUGAUUCUCCGGACUAUCGCGCAGACUUCUCGAACUAUACAGCAAGCGAUCACUCCCGCAGCUAUCUUCAUACUGGCUUUGGUUAUCUAUACUGGAUUUGUUCUUCCCACACGAUACAUGCAGGGUUGGCUUCGUUGGAUCAACUAUCUAGAUCCGAUCUCCUAUGCAUACGAAAGUCUUGUCGCAAAUGAAUUCUCCAACCGCCAAUUCCCCUGUACCAUGUUUGUGCCAAUGGGAGGCCCAUACGCGAAUGCCACGCCGCUUGAAAAGACGUGUUCGGUCGCAGGUGCCUUGCCUGGCGAGGACUUCGUCAGCGGUGAUGUAUUUAUCAACGGCAACUUCGGAUUUUACCAUUCCCACAUUUGGAGAAAUUUCGGAAUCCUUAUUGGGUACAUCAUCUUCUUCACGGCGGUCUACAUGCUUGCGGCGGAAUACCUCUCACUUGAAGUUUCCAAGGGCGAAGUCCUAAUCUUCCGUCGAAACCAUAAAUCUUCGGAUAGCCCGAAAAUACAGAAUGACGAAGAAUCCGGACCUGUUAGCGUCCAAGCCAGCAAGAGGCAGAGAGAAAGUGAUGUUUCGGGUACUCUUGCUGCCCGAAUCCAAACCCAAAAUGCGAUCUUCCAUUGGUCCGAUGUCUGCUACGAUAUUACUAUAAAGGGGCAACAUAGACGUAUCUUGGACCACGUUGAUGGAUGGAUUAAGCCCGGAACGUUGACGGCACUCAUGGGCGCAUCCGGGGCUGGAAAGACAACUCUUCUUGAUGUAUUGGCCAACCGUGUGACCAUGGGCGUUGUUAGUGGCGAUAUCAUGGUUAAUGGGAUACCCCGCGGGAACUCUUUCCAGAGGCAAACCGGUUAUGUUCAGCAACAAGAUAUCCAUCUUGAAACGGCUACUAUUAGAGAAGCCUUACGGUUCAGCGCAGCACUUCGACAACCCUUCAGCGUCCCGACAGAAGAAAAGUACGCUUACGUUGAGGAAGUCAUUAAGCUCUUGGAUAUGGAAGCUUAUGCGGACGCAGUCAUUGGAGUCCCUGGAGAAGGUUUGAAUGUCGAGCAACGCAAGCGUCUGACUAUUGGAGUCGAGCUUGCUGCGAAGCCAGAACUGCUGGUUUUCUUUGACGAACCCACAUCUGGAUUGGACAGCCAGACCGCAUGGUCAAUCUGUUGUCUUCUGAGAAAGCUGUCAGAUAACGGCCAGGCGAUCUUAUGUACCAUCCAUCAACCCUCGGCCAUGCUAUUCCAACAGUUCGAUCGCAUGCUGCUGCUAAGCUUCGGAGGCAAGACGGUAUACUUCGGAGACAUAGGACCCAACGCCGAAACACUGACCAGUUACUUUGAACGAAAUGGGGGUAGCCUCUGCGGAAGAAGCGAGAAUCCUGCUGAAUGGAUGUUACGAGUUAUCGGAGCCGCACCCGGAGCUCACGCGACCCGAGACUGGCACCAAGUUUGGCGUAACAGCGAGGAGUACAAGGCCGUGCAAAAGGAACUUAGAACCUUGGAGUUGGGUACACCGAGCACUGAAGGUGUGAGUCGGGAUGCCGAGACUGCCAGCGCAUACUACGCAACCCCCUUCUACUACCAGUUUCUCCUAUGUACCAGGAGAGUGUUCGAGCAAUACUGGCGCAGCCCCUCAUACAUUUAUCCUAAAAUGAUCCUCUGCGGUGGCACGUCUCUAUUUAUCGGAGUGUCCUUCUACAAAACCCAACUAUCUCUAGCCGGUCUGCAAAACCAGAUGUUCGCUAUCUUCAUGCUGCUUGUAAUCUUUGCCUUCCUCGUCUAUCAGACGAUGCCUCAGUUCCUCCUUCAGCGGCAACAAUACGAAGGGCGUGAACGAUCAUCUAGGAUUUACUCGUGGUAUACUUUCCUCCUCUCUAACAUGGUAGUCGAGCUCCCAUGGAGCACAAUCGCUUCGCUUCUAGUCUUUAUUCCGUUUUAUUACCUUGUCGGCAUGAACGAAAACGCGGUCCAGACGAAUGCUGUGGCUGAGCGGGGCGGGCUCAUGUUCCUAAUCACAUGGUCGUUCUUGAUUUUCGAGUCCACAUUCGCGGACAUGGUCAUUGCUGGUGUCGAGACUGCGGAAGUUGGCGCUGUCCUCGCAUUGCUUCUAUUUGCCAUGUCGUUGAUAUUCUCUGGUGUCAUGGUACCAAAGAGUUCCCUUCCUGGAUUUUGGAUCUUCAUGUACCGCGUCUCGCCGCUGACGUACAUUAUCAGCGCCAUGUUGUCUGUCGGCGUCGCGAAUCACGACGUCAAGUGCGAUGACAUUGAGCUCUUGAGUUUCCAGCCCCCGCCGGGACAGACAUGUGGUGACUACAUGGCUCCGUACAACUCAGUCGCGUUCGGGGCCGUUUAUAACCCAGACGCCACUUCGAACUGCCAAUUCUGCUCUUUGUCGAAUACGAAUAUUUUCCUUGCGACCGUAGAUUCGUAUUAUGGAGAUAGAUGGCGCAACCUCGGCUUGAUCUGGGCCUAUAUCGUUUUCAAUAUCGGCGCUGCUCUAUUGAUUUACUGGGCUGCUCGAGUCCCCAAGAAAUCCAAAUGGGGUAUUUUCGAGAAAGCUAAGCAGCUAAUUCCAAAGAAGUCUUAAUUGAUAGGUAAUUAUGAGAAUGUCUGGGCAUUGAUCAUUUAUUGGCGCGCGAUUGCGCUUUGACGGACUCCCGUGUUUUCUCAGUUGUUUAUUUUCUCAAUAAGCUAGAAUAUACAGGGUUUAGAAUAUGGGUUAUUUAGGUAUAUAAUAGAGUAUUGGUAGGUUAGGCCAAUUAAAUCACUUUGAUGUUCUCCGAAGACCUCCUAUUCUUCGACUAAGAAGUUCAUAAUGCGUUCUAAAACGAUUGAUAACAAUAGAAACUUUGUACUUAUCUCCAUCUACACUUCGCCCCCGUACCGCGUGAAUAGGGGCAAAUUCGGCAUCAGCCAGACCCCUUUCCAUCACUAGUGCUA
Messenger RNA from Annulohypoxylon truncatum, 5126 nucleotides. RefSeq names its product ABC-2 type transporter-domain-containing protein. The transcript is spliced from 10 exons. Gene Ontology annotation, biological process: transmembrane transport. Gene Ontology annotation, molecular function: ABC-type transporter activity; ATP hydrolysis activity; ATP binding. The coding region runs from base 307 to 4773 and encodes 1488 amino acids. NCBI's taxonomy places the organism in Eukaryota, Fungi, Ascomycota, Sordariomycetes, Xylariales, Hypoxylaceae. Gene Ontology annotation, cellular component: membrane. The record is from RefSeq and is a predicted model, not a curated record.